Acinonyx jubatus (cheetah) is the source of this 5076-nucleotide messenger RNA. It is a transcript of the gene CD2H10orf62, whose product is annotated as chromosome D2 C10orf62 homolog. The coding region runs from base 3634 to 4749 and encodes 371 amino acids. The transcript has a single exon. NCBI's taxonomy places the organism in Eukaryota, Metazoa, Chordata, Mammalia, Carnivora, Felidae. The record is from RefSeq and is a predicted model, not a curated record.
UCUGGGGGAUUUGGGGGGAGAUGUGGAUGACCCCAAUCUCCUCAGCCAGUGAGCUACAGAGACAGUUGGGUACCCCGGUGGUCCUUUAUGGGAAAGGAGCAGGGGGCACUGGUCUGGAGUCAAGAGACAGGCCAGAAGCUCCUUGCUGCUUUGCAACCUUGACUGAAUCUCACUGCCAAAGUGCCUUCUUAGAGCAGCAUGAUUGUGGGGAUCAAACUAGAUAAUGGGUAUAAAAGUCCUUGUCAACCAAACACUGUGCAGUUGGGAAGGCAGCUGGGGGUGUCACGUGGCAACUCGGCCAGUGGGUUCGUCCCCCUAAAAGCCGUGUUUGCCCACUCUCUUCUGGGCCAAGCCUCCCUUGGCAGAAUUCCUGUUCUGGAUCCCCUGACUCAUGUCUCUCUUUACACGUGGAUCUCCCCUCUCUGAGGCCUGGGACCAGACGUCUGUGACAGUCAACACACGACACAGCCACAGGCACAAUAAAUGAAGGAAAGAAGAAGUGGUCAGUUCCUCCCAUCCUGCCCUGCCCACCCUCAUCUAUCACCCAUGACGAGUCCCUGAGACAGUCAUCUCAUUAGCCCCAUUUCACAGAUGGGAAGCUGGCGCUCAGAAUGACACAAUCACUUGCCCAAGUUCCCCAGGUCUGACUGCAGGACCAUACUUGGUUUCACUCCACUGCACUAACCACUGAAUCACUAGACCAGACUGUUUCAACAAAUAAAGUAUGGUUGGCACCAGCUUUGGGAAUGGAGAGGUUCUGACUGAGGCAGGGCAAGGGGGAAGGGAGUCUAGAUUUAAAUCACAGCUCUGCCACUGACUUAGCUUUGAGAUAAUCUUUCUAAACCCCACUCUCCCCAUCUGACAUGGGAGUAAUAAGGUGUAUAUCAUAGGAUGGUGGGGAGAAAAAUCCAAGAGAGUGCAAAUGAAAGCAUGCUAUAAAUAGUUAAAGGGUGGUAUACAUUAGAAGGUAUUGAUCCAGUGAUAACAAUUGCUAGAAUGACAGCACCAUUGGCAUUGUGGGAAAAGCUGCUUUAUGACAGUGACUGCUGGCCUGACUGAAACCCCAUCCCAGUGCUGAGGUGAUGCGACCCUUCCCUGGGGCACAAUGAAUGCCCUGUGGAUGCCCACAUUGAGCAGUGACACAAACUCUAAGUAAAUUUCUACUUGGGCUCAGUUCACUGGGGCCUGAAAGUCUGGACCGAGGCCUGGGUCUUUUGAAGCAAACUGAGAAUCUUGAAUCUUUUAUUUAUUAAAAAAAUUUUUUUAAGUAAUCUCUACACCCAAUAUGGAGUUUAAACUCAGGACCCCAAGAUCAAGAGUUGUAUGCUCCACUGACUGAGCCAGCCAGGCACCCCUAGAUCCUUGAAUCUUAAGAGGAGGGAAGACAAGACUCUUCUUCACCUUCCAGGUUCAAGGACACCCGAGUGCAAGGGGUAGGGAGGGUGAACUUUGCAUCCAGUGUCUGCCUGCUACCCAGAGAAUCCACGGAUACCCACAGGCUCUUCUCUGGACCCUUCCCUUCCUUCUGCCCACUCACCCACUCCUGCAGAGGGCAUGGAGGUGCCCAGGAGCACAGGCUGCAGUGGAUUUGGCAGGCCGCGGGCCACAGGUGCCCACUAACCUGUCUCCCGUGCAACCCAUACAGGCUCCUGUUUCCACCUCAUCUCUCUCUUACCCACACGCCAGGGAGGCAGUGGGCUGUGUAGAAGGAGCUCAGCAUCGAGAGUGAGAAGGCCUGGAUAAAAGUCCUGGUGUUGCUGGUUAUGGAGAAAUCACUGAACCUGCUUGGAGAAAUCACUGAACCUCUCUAGUCUGAUUUCCUCAUUUUAGAAUGGAAACUGAGCCACCGGGUUAAUGCAUUCCUCUCAAGGAGCUCAAAGUGGGAGGCCCUGGCACAAGGAAUAGAGCCAUAGGGUCCUGUCACUUCUCCCAGGACACAGCCAGAAUGCCCAGGAAAGGAGCUGUGAGCAACUUUAGCUGUACAAACAAUGUUUCUCUGGCCCUAUCCGGGCCCCCAGGGCUGGCUCUGCAGCCCAACACUCAGGGGCAGAGGAAGAAGCCAUCGCAUACCACAUAGCCAGGGCCUCCUGUGAUAAGUUAAAGGUCCUCCAAAGAGGAGGUGGGAACCUACUCUUGAUGAAUCAGUGAACAGUUAAGAGAUUCUUCUGGAAGGUAUUGCCAAAACUGUGUAGCUCUCUAUUUCUACUUGUUUUUGCAUUGUUAAAUUUUCCUGAUUAUAUGAAUAAAGAGUAUCAUUCUUAAAUGAAAGUUAUAACUAGAGACUGGAAGGUAAGAUUGUUGCAGAGGGGCCAUUUGGCUCUGAACUCACUCCCACAAACAACCUCAGAGAUGAACUUUGAAUUGUUAUUUCCACAUGAGGUUAGUGGAUGACCACAGAGCUACUUCAGCAGGACUAGAGAGAAGAUGUUACCCAUAAAACUAUGAGCUUGUAUCUUAUUCCCUUAGUAUGUAGACUGGGGAUAUUAUGGUACAUAUUGAAGCCGUUACUUUGUUAAAUAAAAUAUUUUGCUUAAAAAAAAACAAACCCCACAGGGUAGGGGAACCUGGCUGGCUCAGUCAGAGGAGCACGUGACUCUUGAUCUCAGGUCAUCAGUACACUCAUGUGUACACUCCACAUUGAGUGUAGAGAUAACUAUAUAAACAAACUUUUUUUAAAAAAAUCACAAUUUCUACAACCCUGUUUUGGUAUUUCUUCACUUUAAAAAAGUGAAAUAUACUGAGGCACCCGGAUGGCUCAGUUGGCAGAGCGUCUGACUUUGGCUCAGGUCAUGAUCUCACGGUUCGCAGGUUCGAGCCCCACGUCGGGCUCUGUGCUGACAGCUCAGAGCCUGGAGCCUGCUUCAGAUUCUCUCUCUCUCUGCCCCUCUCCCUCUCAUGCUCUGCCCCUCUUUCUCAAAAAAAAUGAACAUUCAACAAAAUUUUUAAGUGAAAAUUAUUUUUAAGGAAAAAAAUUUGUUUUGAGUAAAAAAUAUAUUUUUUUAAAUGUGUUAUGUGCCUCUGGAAGAAAAAUAGAGUGGCCCAGGCCUGUUUCUCCCCCCGAGAUGCUCUGAUAUAAUUUUGGAUUGUGGGCCAGGCUUUCCAUUCUCUGUACCCACAGAGAGCCUGGCCAGGUAGUCCACCUGCUCACAAUCUAAACUGUGCCCUUUAACCAGGGCACAUGGAGGAGGGGGGCACAUUCUGGGUUUGCAGGUGCCUCACUAAGACAAGAGGUAGCAGCCCCCAUCCUGGAAUGGCCCCUGAGAUCUGGGAUCUGGUGAAUCCCUCUAUCCUGUCUGCUCUGCCUUCUCAACCCACUGCUUGUCUCCCCCCAGUUAUGACCUCAUGUUAUUCUAGAAUGAGCUCUUUCCUGGGCCCCUUUCCUUCUGGACUCUGCUUAGUUAAGGCGGUUGGGGCUGCAAAUGGGGAUGGGAUGUGCUAAGCUGCCAGCAGGGGUGGACCUUGAAUGGAAGGAGACACCUGUGUCAGGCAGCCAGGGAUGGAUGCCAGCCUGGCCAAGGGGGUCCUUCAGCCAUGGUCAGUGGCUCCUGCCUCCCCCCACCCCCGGGGAGGGGGCACAGGAAUAGAGAGGGAGAGAAACCAGAGAUUGGAAAAUAAGAAGGCUUGAGUUGCAGAAUGGGUCUUAAGCAGAAGGUGGAAGAAACUCAGAAUUGGGGAAGCUGCUUUUCCACUCACCUUGGGACUAGCUAUCAGGUGGGAGACAGGACUUGGGCCUCAGGAAAUGCCUACCAGGUUGGACAUGAGGGAUGCUGUGGCCUCUCACCCCCCCCUGCCCCCCCCCAACCACCUUCCUCACAAUGGGGUUCAUUGCUGAGGUGGGAGGGGCAUCCUAGGAAGGGUACAGCUGGGGCCCUACCUGCCAGACAGCCUCUGGGAACCUACCCUUUCAAGCAUGAACCAUACCAUCCGGGCUCCUCCACUCCCAGUGUGCUCUUAGCUCUGCCCGCCCAGCCUAGGGUCCUGGAGGCCUUCUUGGAGCUCAUCCAGCAACCAUCAUGCAAGGUGGUGCUGGGGACUGCCCUCUUACUCGGAGGGGGAGGCCUCAUGCUGUGGAUUCAGAGGAAGAGGAGAAGGAAGGCAUCCGCCGCGUCUGCACAAAAUGUGCAGGAGCCACUGGAAUGUCACAAAGCAAAGAAUGAGAACUGGAUUAAAUCUCACUUUAGUCGCCUCUCCGAAGAGAAGCUGGCCUCCUGCAGCAGCACGGAUGCCCCACCACCCGAGAGCAGCAGCGGAGAAGCCAGCACCACCAUUCACAUGGAGACUCUCACCACAAGGCAAAGAGAGGUGGGCACAACUCUGAGCCGGGAGUCCUUCACCAGCAAGCAGAGGACGUCUGGGGCCUCAGUGACCAAAGAGACCCACAAGGAGUCUGCAAAAUCCUCGUCCAUGGACGAGCCCACAUGGGCCGCUGUGGCUGUCUGCACCAAGGAGAUUGACACCCUAGGACAGCAGCUGGCUAAUUCCAUGUUGCAGCGUGCCAUAGCUUACCAGAACUCAGGCCACCUGGAGUCCAGAGACGUCAACCAGGAGGAGCUGAAGGCCCUCGAGGAGGUGGAGUUGAAGCUGAAAGGGAAUUUCCUCACUCAGCGGGAAGCCACCGUAGCUGGCACGAACCACACACACGCCAUCCAUGGCCACGGUCACUAUGGACACCAGGGUCAUCCGAACCACCAGAGCCACAGCCUGCCCAACCGCAGCCACCAGACCUACCACCCCUUUGAAGCCACCUAACCACGGAUGGAGACACCCCUUUCCCCCAACAGGGCUGGCACACAAUUGCAGGCCUGUUUUCUCUCCUGUGGCGAGAUGGUGCCACCCAAAUCCCUUCUUCCUGAAGGGCAGGCCCUGGGCCCCUUUGGCUCUGUGAGUACGGUCUGCCACAGAGGAUGGCCCCCGAUAGAGGGGGCGGGGGUGGAAGGAAGCGAAGCAGCUGAGACAGACUCGCAGGCCCCUGAAGACCCACCGGGAGAAGAUAGAGGCAGAGCCCAGGAGCAGCUGAGAGCCCCACACUGAUGCCGAACGCCUGGAACUGAGCCAAUAAAGCCUUGUAUACCCUCA